This is a messenger RNA of Macrosteles quadrilineatus (aster leafhopper), 1407 nucleotides long. RefSeq names its product dnaJ homolog subfamily A member 1-like. Gene Ontology annotation, molecular function: ATP binding; Hsp70 protein binding. The transcript has a single exon. NCBI's taxonomy places the organism in Eukaryota, Metazoa, Arthropoda, Insecta, Hemiptera, Cicadellidae. Gene Ontology annotation, biological process: protein refolding; response to heat. The coding region runs from base 133 to 1314 and encodes 393 amino acids. Gene Ontology annotation, cellular component: cytosol; cytoplasm. The record is from RefSeq and is a predicted model, not a curated record.
UUUGCAGCUAAUUUACAAAUGAUUACUGUUAGAAGUUUUAGACAGUUUGAGACAGAAUAACUUGGAAUUUUUAAACAGCUUUUUUCGUUUAUCUUGUUUUGCGUUACAACAUUGACUAGUUGGAUUCAUAAAAUGGUCAAAGAAACCGGAUAUUAUGACAUCCUUGGCGUCAAGCCCGACUGUACUUUAGAUGAGUUGAAGAAAGCAUACAGAAAGCUAGCUCUCAAAUACCAUCCGGACAAAAACCCAAGUGAAGGUGAGCGGUUCAAGCAAAUUUCGCAGGCUUAUGAAGUACUGUCAAACCCAGAGAAGAGAGCCAUCUACGACAGGGGUGGUGAAGAAGCAUUGAAGGCGGGAACUGGAGGUGGAGGAUUUUCCUCCAACCCUAUGGAUAUAUUUAACAUCUUCUUUGGAGGUGGCAGAAGAGGGCCGGGUGAACGGAAAUGUCAAGACGUUGUACAUCAGCUCUCAAUAUCCUUAGAGGAUCUGUACAAGGGUUCCACGAGGAAACUGGCAAUCGAGAAGAAUGUUGUUUGUGAAAAGUGUGAAGGUCGUGGAGGAAAGAAAGGUGCCAUUGAGAAAUGCGGGACCUGCGGAGGCUCCGGAAUCGAAAUCCAGGUACACCAGCUGGGACCUGGCAUGAUGCAGCAAAUACAGCGUAUGUGCAGCGACUGUAAGGGCCAAGGAGAGAAGAUCCCCAUCAAAGACCGCUGCAAGACGUGCAACGGGAAGAAGACAGUUAGAGAUCGAAAAGUCCUCGAAGUCCACGUCCUUCCUGGAAUGGUUGACGGUCAAAAAAUCACGUUUACAGAAGAAGGAGACCAAGAACCUGGGUAUAAACCUGGUGAUAUUGUUAUAGUACUGGAUGAAAAGAGUCACCCCAGGUUUAAAAGAUCGGGAAGUGACUUGAUCUUUCGAAUGGAAAUUGAGUUGGUAGAAUCCUUAUGUGGGUUCAAAAAGGUGAUCAGAACUCUAGAUGACAGGAAUCUUCUGAUCACUGUCAUUCCAGGGGAAAUAGUAAAACAUGGGGAUAUCAAGUGCGUUAUAGGGGAGGGGAUGCCUCAGUAUCGUAAUUCGUCCGAGAAAGGUAAACUAAUUGUUCAGUUUAGUGUCAAUUUUCCAUCCGUGCUUCCACCUACUGUGAUGGCGCAACUGGAGCAGUGUUUACCACCAAGGCCUCAGCAAGACGUCCCUGAAAAUGCUGAAGAGUGUCUUCUGAGUGAUAUGGUCAUGUCCUCCGAAUCUAGAAGACGAGCACCCAGAGGACAAGAAAGUGAGUCAGAAAUGCCUCAGGUCCAGUGUGCAGCUAAUUGAUUGGUUGAACCAUGCAGUUGUUAUGUACUUGGAGUUUCUUGUUGUUACCGUUUUAUCAAUUUUAUUUCCUUAAUAAAAUGAGUUUAAUAAUAA